Drosophila albomicans is the source of this 4890-nucleotide messenger RNA. RefSeq names its product hemicentin-2 (gene dpr11). Gene Ontology annotation, cellular component: neuron projection membrane. The record is from RefSeq and is a predicted model, not a curated record. Gene Ontology annotation, biological process: synapse organization. The transcript is spliced from 8 exons. The coding region runs from base 1146 to 2243 and encodes 365 amino acids. Lineage: Eukaryota; Metazoa; Arthropoda; Insecta; Diptera; Drosophilidae.
GUAGUCGGUAGUCAGCAGUCAGCAGUCAGCAGACGGGUGAAGGAUAAAGUGUGACGUGAGCUUGGGCAAUCUGAAUUUUUUGCCGCGCAUAUUCAGUCAUGUGAAUUUCAACAAUAACAACAGAUCCCACAGUCUCCCCAUCAGAUUAUUGCGAGUUUGUGUGCGAGUGUGUCUGUGUGAAUAUGCGUGUGUACGCGCGUGUGCCAGCGUGUGUAAUCCAAGAAAAUCUGUCACGUGCUUUGGAUAUCUCUUUGUUCUACUACACACGCAGCGAAUUUAUUGAAAAUAAAAGAUAAAUGUGCCUGACCCACAACACAAAUAAGAGAAGUUCGCACCAAAAACCAAUACGAAGACAACAACAGUAACAACAUCAACAACAUCGAAUCCAAGGGAUAAAAUCAAACCCGAAACUUACUGCACACAACUGACAGAUGUUGGCGUUGUUGUUUUAACUGCUGAGUGGCUCAGGGAAAACACAACUCAAGUGAAUCGAGGAAAGUACAAGAGAGCGGGCCAAGGGACUGGACCAGAGACUAGAAGCAUGGCAAAUAGCCAAAGGUUGUUUAUGACGAAACAAGAGGAAAGCUCAUAAAAAUACAUGAAGAGCUAAGCAAAACAAACAAGCAAAUGCAUCAUCUACUCAAACUUAAAUAACUCGAUAGAUAGUUAAAUCAAACGAUUGAAUAUGCAAAAAUCCAGUGUGAAAACAUUUCGCGAUAAAAUUGGCAAUAAAAACCAAAACCGUCCCACAUAAAUCGACGAUUAUUGCAACACAGAAGAACUCCAUAUAUUUUAUUUGCCCCGAAAAGUUGUUAUCUAAAGAAGCAACGGAUAGUAAAAUUGCAAACGCUUGCAGAAAUCGAGAUUAAAAACAAACCAAAUAUAUCGCACCUCGCAUUUAUAGCGUUGCGUUGCGUAUACGUCACAUGUGCCCCAGUGACAUCACGUAAAGGCGUUGUUCACUUUCAGCAAAGAAAACAAAGAAGGGAGAAAAACACGAUAUUAGGGUGGUGUUAAAUGCGUUUACAUAUCUGCGGCGCGGCAGCUGCCGCUCCCCCUGGUGGUGCAUCGAGAUACCAGUGAAAGUGCUGAGACUCGCAUUAUUUCUGCGUAGGUGAACAUUUAUCGCUCUGAGGAAGCGCAGCAUGCGCUUGUGGAAAAAUCGAUCAAAAAUGCGAAUAGACAGAACAGCGAAGGUGCACACCGCACCGCACUACCGGCCACAAUUGGCACAGUUACUUAUCGGCGGCAUUCUCUACAUGACAAUUGCGUCACAUCCACAGACGACAGCAGCCACAGCAGUCACAGCCGCCGCCAAUUUCGAUGAGAGCGGCAUGGAUUCAUCAUCCUCAUCCUCAUCCUCCUCUUCCUCGGCUUCGGCUUCAGCUUCAGCUUCGGCGACAUCAUCAGUGGGGUCGUCAGCGGCCGCAGCAGCAUUUGCGGCGGCUCAGAGCUCGCCUCUAAUGCCCGAGGUCGGCGCCCUGCUGGCGAGUGGUGUGCUGGUGGAGCCCUAUCUGGAUGGCUAUGCCACAUCGAAUGUAACCACACAGAUCGGCACACAUGCUUAUCUGCCUUGUCGGGUUAAGCAGCUUGGCAACAAGUCCGUGUCCUGGAUUCGACUUCGUGAUGGACACAUACUCACAGUUGACAGGGCUGUCUUCAUUGCGGAUCAGCGUUUCCUCGCACUCAAGCAGCCAGACAAGUACUGGACACUUCAGAUUAAAUAUGUGCAGGCGCGAGAUGCCGGCACCUACGAGUGUCAGGUCUCCACGGAGCCCAAAGUGAGCGCGCGUGUCCAGCUGCAAGUUGUUGUUCCUCGAACCGAAAUUCUGGGUGAGCCCGAUCGCUAUGUUAAGGCUGGCAGCAAUGUCGUCCUACGAUGCAUUGUGCGUGGUGCCUUAGAGCCUCCGACGUUCAUCAUGUGGUACCAUGGCGCCGAGCAGUUGGCCGCCGAUUCGCGUCGCCAUCGCACACAAUUGGAUCCGAAUUUGCCAGAGGCGAGCGGCGAGGGACAGAGCACGAUCGGCUCAUUAAUCAUUGAGUCAGCCAAGAAGCGUGAUACUGGCAAUUACACUUGUAGCCCCUCAAACAGUCCCAGUGCAACUGUGACGCUCAACAUAAUAAAUGGGGAGUCCUCCGCCUCGGCGGUUACGUCAUCGGCUCCUGUAACUCGGGCGUAUACUUUAUGUGUCCUGGGAUUGCUGCUGAGUGUCAUUGUCAUCAGUGUCGGACACAGGACAUGACAUGUUGAGGCUGGGCAGAAAGAAAAGCUGAUUUAAUGGAAUGGAUGUGAAUGGAAGCAGAGCCAUUGGUUAAAGUAAAGUAAAAAUACUCGGCCAACAAGAUUAAUAGAUGCAUUAAAAAAGACACAAAAAACACAAGCAAAUUGAUAAGAUUAAUUUAAACAAAAAAUAUAUAUAUAAUUAAUAUGCCAUACGAAGUAUAAUCGAAUACAUGUUGUAUGUUAUGUGUAAGCUAGUUGGUUUUGUCUACUAGCUAAAUUACUUAAUAAGUAAAUACAAGAAAAUUCGGAGCAACUGAGAUUAAAAUGCAACAUUUUCUCCACAACUUCGGAAUUUUAAGCAACUCAUGAAAUUGCCAGUUCUGCGAGCUCUAAGCAACUAGUUGUUCAACUUUUGGACAUAAGCAGUCAACGUGUUCAAGUGUCCAAGAAUUCACAUUUAUCUGACUUUGCAUUUUGUUGCAGUUCUGUGGGAAAUGGAAAGUCCGAGUGGGAGUCCUCGUAUGUUUACAUAAAUACAUAACCGUAAAUAUUUAUGCAGCAUGAAAUGAAAUUGCAUCAAUAUUCUUAUCAACCUGUGCAUAGUCGUUCUAGUUGUGUAACAAACUGAAUCACAAAUGAAUUUUGGAAUUGCAAUAGAACGCAAGCAAUUGGUCAACUGAAACAAAUUGGAAUUUCUAGAUACCAAACUGAACAUUUAUGGUCGGAGUUCACACUCGCUAUGCUGCAUUAAUUAAACAAAAAUAUUUCAUUUAUUUAUGCCUGUUUAUCUUCGGUAUUUCAUUUAUGUCUGUUUCCAUUUUAUCCGGGCUUUGUAUUUAUUAUACCCCGUGAAUUCUAGGGAAAUAUUUCAAUCAUUUUUGCUUUCUGAUUAGUUGUGUUUCCAACAUUUCUAAAAAUAUGCAAUCGAUCAGAUAAUUUUGAUGAUUAGAAUUCUUUUCGAUUUGAUAUAUCUUUCGUCUAUGACCUGUGAAUAUUAUUACAAUUUCUAUCUAUAUUUAUUACAAAAUUCUAAAGUAAAUAAUUUUAAAUUAAUCAAUUUUCAUUUGCUAAUUUGAAAACACAUUUAAAGCAUUAUUCUCACUAAGUUCUUCCAGGUGGGGAAAGAAUAUAUUUGCAAAAUUAUUUGUUUUGAGAGAAAAUCGCAUCAGUUUAUCUGUAAGCAUAGACGUAAGGCGUCAACUGUAUAUAAUCGAAAAAAGGAUGUAAAAUAAUGAAAUACGAAAUUGUCAACAAAUAAAAUAGAUAAAAAAUAUGAUGUUCAAGCAUUUGCCCAUGGGCUGAGAGUAUUAAAAAUACUAAUAAAUUGCAUUUAAAACAAUAUGAAAAGUAAAGGUAACCUAGUUGAAUAUAGUAUAAAUCUGUGUGUAAGCAAGCAGCAGUCGAAAUGCACGAGUGCAUGAAUUUAUUUACACACUUGUAUCGAUUUUAAAUAAUUAAAUACAUAAAAAACAUACAACGUGGAAUGCAACUACAAACAAUGACAAUGUCUGCUAUAAUAACAAUUGCUGCUGGCCUUGUCUUUCAUUUUGAUUCGAAUUCGUUUGAUUUCCGCUCACAGUUGCAAUUAAGUUGAAAUCGAAAGGGUGAGAAAGAGAGCCAAAUAAAAGCCAAAUUGUUGACACAAAUGUAAUAAACAAUAAACGCUUAAUUGCAAUUAGUUGCAGCGAAUUAACUUAAAGUUCAAUUAAUCGAACGUGCAUUGAUUGCACUCAAUAUUAACGAAAAGCAAAACGAUAAAGAAUAAAUAUAAUGCCAAAUGGCGUCACACGGCGAACGUUCGAAAUAUGUACAUACAUAAAAUAUACAUAUAUGUAUUUAUGAGUUACUUGUCGGUCAUUAAUAAAAUCAACCACAAUCACCGGAGAGAACAUAAAUGGGGCAACACUGUGGUCAGCAGCCUGUGGCGCCUUGCAACAUUUUUUAAAUCCCAUUCUGUCUCCUAUGAUAAACACGUAUCAAAUGUUUGCGGUCGUUGUGGUCUGCCAGCAAUCCUUGAGCCAACCCUUCUCGACUAUCAACACAUUUAUUUUGAACAGAGCAAUUGGAUUAAUUAAACCCGUUUCCAUUUAAUACACACACACUCAAACACACACAUAUAGUUAACUAUUUAAGCAGCAUUCGUUGAAAUGUUGAACAAUGACGAAAUUUAGAAUUUAAGUGAAUAGUGAAAAUACUUCAAACGAAAUCAAAAUACAUUUCUAAGCUCUUAAGUGUUUUUCAUAUGAUUAAUUACGAAUACUUACCGACGUGACGUGAAAGGUAAGCUUAGUCACGUAUUAAAUUUAAUUACAACUUUAAUAAUCGUACAUUUAAUAAGUAUAAUCAAAACUGACAAUGAAAUGAAAAUCGAAAAUCGGAUAAAAUCGUUUCAUCAAUAGCUAAAAUGUUGAAAACCUUCUAUGUAAAUAAAUGCCACAAUACUACUAUAGUACGAACGUAGCAUGAGAUUUAUUUUAAAUUCAUAUGCAUAAUUACACCUACACCUACACUAUACAUAUACAUACAUAUAUACAAUUAUAGCAAAAUUACCGUUAAGUACCAACUAAUAACUACAUACUUAUAUGGAAAACCCGAGCAUAACACUAUGUGAAACUCUCAACAGAGAAAAUUUAUUGCAUCAAAUAAAUAAUAAUCCAAAUAACUAA